Rhinocladiella mackenziei CBS 650.93 is the source of this 891-nucleotide messenger RNA. RefSeq lists its product as uncharacterized. Gene Ontology annotation, biological process: mRNA splicing, via spliceosome. The transcript has a single exon. NCBI's taxonomy places the organism in Eukaryota, Fungi, Ascomycota, Eurotiomycetes, Chaetothyriales, Herpotrichiellaceae. The coding region runs from base 1 to 891 and encodes 296 amino acids. The record is from RefSeq and is a predicted model, not a curated record. Gene Ontology annotation, molecular function: RNA binding. Gene Ontology annotation, cellular component: precatalytic spliceosome; catalytic step 2 spliceosome; U2 snRNP.
AUGAACGCAAUUCGGCAAACCCACCUGUUGAACAAACGGGAACUCGAAAAUGCAACACCUCCCUCCGCAUCCUGGCACGCCGAUUAUCGAGACACGGCAUACAUUUACGUCGGUGGACUGAAUCUGGACCUUACUGAAGGUGACGUUGUCACCAUCUUCUCGCAAUACGGAAACCCCACUCAUUUAAAUUUGAUCCGCGACAAAGACACGGGAAAGAGCAAAGGCUUUGCGUUCCUCAAAUAUGAAGAUCAGCGCAGCUGUGAUCUUGCCGUGGACAAUUUAGGAGGUGCCGAGGUCCUGGGGAGAAUGUUGAGGGUGGAUCAUACGAGAUACAAGAAGAAAGACAACGAGGAUGAAGAUACAUAUCGGAUUGACCGUUUGGAGCAAGAGGCUGAAGCGGAGCUCAAUGUGAAUGGGAAGAGAGGGAGUGAUAAUACGGAGGGUGAGGAUGGCGAAGAAAGGCAUGAGAGGAAGAAGAGAAGGUCGAUGUUAAAAGAAGAGCGCGAGUUGGAGGAGUUGCUAGCCAUCGAGCAAGGCGGGGAGAAGGAAGAGGAGGAUCCAAUGCGAGAUUAUUUAAUUAGAGAGAAGAGGGAAGAGGUCGAGAGAGCGAAGGAGAGGGAGAAACAUUCAAGGAGCAAGCAUAGACAUCGUCGAAGAGAAGAUGAUGAAGGUGAGCGCGAUGAGGAACGAAGCGAAAGACGACACCGGCAUCGAGACCGAGUCCGUCACGACAGGGAUAGACCCAAAGAUGAUGAGCACGAGAGAAGACGAAAGAAGCAUGAGGAUCAUCAUUCCUAUCGUCACCGAGAGCACCGUCACAGAGGCCAUCAAGAACACAGGCAGGACAGAAAGUCAUCGAGGGACCGCCACUCGAGGCGUGAGGAUGACUGA